This is a messenger RNA of Entamoeba invadens IP1, 537 nucleotides long. RefSeq lists its product as hypothetical. Lineage: Eukaryota; Evosea; Mastigamoebida; Endamoebidae. Bases 1 to 537 code for a protein of 178 amino acids. The transcript has a single exon. The record is from RefSeq and is a predicted model, not a curated record.
AUGAAGCUUUGUGUUGUGUUUUUAAUUUCUUUAACAACCUUUGUGAACGCAAAAGGACCUCUUGACAAUCCUUUGAUAAAGAAAGUACUAGGGUUAGUUGGUGUAAACAUCAUUUCUCCAAGUGAUAUAGUAAGUGCAUCCAAAAGUUGUACGGGUGUCGGAGGUAUUGCCAAUUUUGCUAUGCAGCCGCCAUUGGCACAACCUGGAUCUGAAGGUUCAAUAAUACCCCUUGAGCUCCAAACAAAAGCAAUUGAAGAAGUGCAGAGACAAAUGGUUUUAGCUCUUGAUUUGUGUUUUUAUGGCCCUUAUGGUAUACCUUUUUAUACUCCACUCAUACAACCCUGUCUUAUUGCUCUCAACUCUUAUAUCCCAUUUCAAACAAUAUAUGAUAACAUCGAAAACAUUCGGAAACAAGCAGAAAAUGCUGAGUAUGGAGCUAUCAGUGGAAUGGGACCAAAAGGUUUUAUCGUCGCUAGAAAUUUAAAUUUGAGACAUCGUGUCGAUUUAGGGACUUGGAAGGAUACAAAUCCAGCAUAA